AAACAGUUCUCAGGAGUUCUUGGACGAGGAAUUUUCUAUCACCUCAGCUGAAGAGAAAGGGAAGGAUCCCUCUUUUGAAUACGACAUAGGGAGAGAUGUGUACCCAUGCGCCGCCGACUUGCACAGCGCUUCCCAAGCCGUAUCACAACUAUUGCCUUCCAAGCCGAUAACUUGUUGAAGCAGAUCAGCAUCACUGGGGGCAACCAGACUGGCAUCUUCAUUCAUCGAGUCACUCCUGGAUCCAUUCCUGAUGAGAUGUCUUUGUCACCAGGCCAGCAGAUUGUGCUGGUGGAUUAUGGAGUCAUGGAACCAGGUUUCAAAGCUGUCCUAGAAGAUGCAACUCUUGAAGAGGCUCUUUGGGUCCUGGAAAAAGUGAAUGGAUUUUGUUGCUUGUCUGUGAAGCACAACAUGGAGGGUUACAAGAAACUAUUGACUGACCUGAACUCCAAGCUGGUAACAUCUGGUGACUCCUUCUAUAUCCGAUCCAACCUAUGCCUUGAGAAACAAAAUCCUGGGGAACUCUCAGUUGGAUGCCAUAACAUUCUCCAUGUCACUGACACUGUCUAUCAAGGCCAAACUCAGUGGAGUGCUUGCCAGGUGAAUCCUUAUACCAUGAAAGACAUGGAUGCUGGUACCAUCCCCAACUACUUUCAGGCACAACAGCAACUCAUUACCCACAUUCAAGAAUUGGCCCAAAAGAAUAUGGUUUCCCGGAAGAAUUCCAGUUUUCAACACAAGUUGGUCCGUAUUGUGAGUACAAGUAACAGGAUCAAUCCACUUUGGUCCACUAUGCAAAAUAGUUUAUCAGAUUCAAACAAGCCAAAAGUGAAUCCCAGGAAUUGUGUCAGCCUGAUGCCGUACACUUUUGUCAGGCAUUACAGACCUGCGCAGCCACGUCCAGUACUUGUGGUGCCAGCACUUUUGAGGAAAAUCGUGGCUGACAAGCUAUGCCUUUCCAGGGAAUUUGAAAAAUGUCCAUCAGCUCCUGCAGAUACUCAGAACACAGAAUCCUUCCAAGAAAACAAAGAGUUGAAUGGCAGCUCUUGUAUUCCUCGAUGGGAUCUGGAACAGUUAAUGCAAAAGGAUGUGCAUGCCUGGCUGGAUCUGGGCCUGGAGAGUGUGCAAGAACUUCUGGCAAUGGACAUGUAUCCCAUCAUUAUUCUCAUCACCAUCAGUGAGAAAAAUGCCAAGAAAAUCAAGAAAGCUCUUCAGCGCCUUGGAGCAACUGAGGACCAACUUUUGGAGAGUGCCCGGAAAGAUGAGGCCCAGCUGGAGACGGUGUCCUGCCUUUAUCGCACAAUUGCUCCCGAUGCCUGGGGUGACCUUGAUGCUCUCAACAGCUGUGUCCGUGUGGCUGUCACUGAUGAGCAGAAGAAGAUAGUGUGGGUGGAACAAGUGCCUCGCCGACCUCUUUAGAUCAAUAGACGGGACUUAAGGCAAUUGCUUCACCUGUGCCUAGGGAAAAAUGUACUACUGUUUGUUCUAGCAGGAAAUAGAACAUAUUCCAAACCUAUCAGCUGCAUACUUACCAUUUAGAGAGUUACCCUUUCUUUUCUCAUGGUCCCCAUCCUUCCUCAGCCAACCUAUUUCAAACUGGUUUUAUCUUCCCUCACCAUCUGAAUUCCUGACAACAAAUCAUAUGCUGGCUAAAUGUGGAAAGUACCACAAGCUGUUUUAGGUGGGAUGUAUAAGCAGAGGUUUGCUAUAAUGAAUUUUUAAAACUUUUGGGUGGAGUUGGUACUCAAAUCAGAAAUGCACAGAGACUGGUCUGAACCAUAUGGAGCACACAGUUCCACAUGAGCACGAGCAUACAGUAUAUGGAACGUUGAGCAUGAAAAUAAUGGAUGCAUUUCAUUUUUUUAAAUAAAAGAAUUUCUCACAGAAGACUACCCUUGCAUUGUUUUUAAAAAGUUA
Thamnophis sirtalis is the source of this 1914-nucleotide messenger RNA. The record is from RefSeq and is a predicted model, not a curated record. Lineage: Eukaryota; Metazoa; Chordata; Lepidosauria; Squamata; Natricidae.